AUGAUACUGCUGGUCGCCUGUCUCAGCCUCCUAAUUGGUCCCGGUGAACUGGGAAACCUGAACAAUGGCCUAUCCGUCGGUGUGACAACUGCUCUCGGCAUCGGUGCGUUGCCUUUUGGAUUCGCGACAGGACCCAGGUACGUUCCGAAAUGGAAAAAGCAGGCGUGCGAAAUACCAGCCUCUCAGCAUCCAAAUUCGCACUACGUCUGCGACGAAGCUGGAGAAGUAAAGUGUUUACCAGGAUGGACGGGCGAUUUGUGCGACGUGCCAAUCUGUCGCAAGGGGUGCGACCCUCUUCAGGGUUACUGCCGUCGACCCGGUGAAUGUCGCUGCAAAUUGGGCUUCUAUGGCGAGCUGUGCGACAAGUGUGUAGCUUUGCCAGGAUGUCAGCACGGCAGCUGUAACGUGAGCUUCGAGUGUUCCUGCGAUCCUGGGUGGAAAGGCAUGUUCUGCUCGGAACCGAUCUGCGCAACCGAUUGCCUGUCCAGCCAGGGAUACUGCGAGAAGCCAGGCGAGUGCAGGUGCCGACUAGGUUGGCAGGGGCCAAAGUGUAAGCAGUGCGCAGUUUUGCCAGGAUGUAUGCAUGGAACAUGUCAAGGACCUCUGGAAUGUCGCUGCGAGCCUGGCUGGACUGGACUCCUUUGUCAGACACCGCUCUGCUCGCAAGGAUGCAGCCGAGAGCAUGGCACCUGCCGUCGUCCAGGAACGUGCAGGUGUCGCGUAGGAUGGACGGGUCCUAACUGCACCGAAUGCGUCCCUUAUCCUGGAUGCGUCCACGGGUCCUGCAAACGACCAUGGGAAUGUCGAUGCGAGCCUGGAUGGGCGGGCGAUCUGUGCAACGAGAAGCUGACUUACUGCGACGAGCAUCCAGGAAUCUGUCGCAACAAUGCAACCUGCAUGAGUAUGACAGAGGAAGACGGCAAUUACAGAUGCAUUUGUCCUCUUGGCUACAUGGGUCGUCAGUGUCAAAUCAAAACGAUGGUCCCCUCGACGGAGCUGAUACCUCCGAUGCCCGAAUCCACGGAUUCGGAGAUAAAACCGCAAACGAUUUCAACGAAACCAGAACUUAAUUCUCAAAUUGUAGACGACACGGUGAAGGAGGAAGAGCAGACGGCCGAACCUCUUGGACCAAUUGUUAUCACGGAUCCACCGUCCACUAUCGAUCCCUCCGCGACCGUAGGAAAAUGGCCAACCGAGCCUCCGACGGAACCACCCUUCAUGGAACUGGACAACGAAAACGAAACGUAGAAUACGACGGAGUCUGAUCUUUGACCGUUAUUUAUUUAACUUAUUUAUUUAUUUAUUCCAAUCGUAAUCAUGUUUUGUAUCGCUUAAAAAUUACUUGCAGGCUCCGAAUAUAAUUGACGAAGAUUUCUUUUAUACGCGAGAGUCUUUUACACGUAGGAUAAUAAAUAAAUGGAGUCACAGACGUGUAA
Molecule: messenger RNA, 1436 nt
Organism: Hylaeus volcanicus
Lineage: Eukaryota; Metazoa; Arthropoda; Insecta; Hymenoptera; Colletidae
Product: protein jagged-1-like
Exons: 7
Coding region: 1-1248 (415 amino acids)
Biological process (GO): motor neuron axon guidance; cell communication
Cellular component (GO): membrane
Source: RefSeq, a predicted model, not a curated record